Messenger RNA from Atta colombica, 1542 nucleotides. RefSeq names its product zinc transporter ZIP3 (gene Zip88E). Gene Ontology annotation, biological process: zinc ion transmembrane transport. Gene Ontology annotation, molecular function: zinc ion transmembrane transporter activity. Gene Ontology annotation, cellular component: plasma membrane. Lineage: Eukaryota; Metazoa; Arthropoda; Insecta; Hymenoptera; Formicidae. The record is from RefSeq and is a predicted model, not a curated record. The transcript has 4 exons. Bases 301 to 1365 code for a protein of 354 amino acids.
GCCAAGUGUCGGUCUCUAUCAGCGUUAUCAUUGCCGUCAGAUUAGAGUCUUGAGAGUCUUGAAUCCAUCGUGUUGUUACGACGCAUAUACAACGUCUUCAAAGUAUUCCUAAAAAACAUUUUAUUUGUCGUGUGAAGAUCAAGACUGAGAUGGAAUUUCUGCGAAUUUGAUAUCCGGUAGUAUUAGAUGAGAUACGCUAAUUUUAAGUUAUUAUUGCGAACGAGGAUAUAGAGAUCGAGAUUGCGCACGUUUGAAACGUCGAAAAUCAUAACAGCGAGAUAUCUAAUAGCUAACGAGACGAUGUUCAGUAACGCCAUGCAAGCAAAAUUGGCGUCGAUGGUGCUGAUUGGCGCUGGCAGUUUCGUCGUCGGCAUCGUGCCUGCUUGCUUUAUUUCGCGUACUCACCAACUCCAACAGAAAUUGCUGCUUUCUUGUACCUUGUGCUUCGGCGCUGGUGUUCUCCUAGCCACCGCGAUGCUUCACGUGCUACCAGAAGUACGUCAAAGUCUAUCAGAUUAUUCCGAGCUGGUAUUCUCCUGUGGCUUCCUCGUGCUGUAUUUGGUCGAAGAAUGCGUGCAUUAUUUUUGUCGAGACAAAAAUCAUGAGUCCGAGAUAGAUACUCGUCCUUCCAGAUUCACGGACUCUAGGAUCGCGCACGAGCGAGGUGUUGGUUACAAUGCCGCCUCGCAAGACAGCAAGAUGUACAUGUCCGAAGGUGACGUGAAAUUAUCGUUCAAUUACCGUCAAAAUCCUCUUGAUGAUAGUGCCAAUAAUGCGCGGACGUUUACUAGCUACGGCGCGACGAGAUGCAUCGCAUGUAACUGUCGUUCAAGACUGUUAAACAAAGAAAAUACAUUUUUAUGUCACGGAAACCAUGGCGAACAAUAUACCGAUGCCAAUACUGGUCUCGCCGGUCUUGCUCUCGCUCUCACUGUACAUGCCGUUCUCGAAGGACUUGCAAUAGGAUUGCAGACAAAAAUCACUGAGGUACUGUUAUUAACCGGAGCGGUAGCAUCACACAAGUUUGUCGUCGGUUUCUGUUUGGGACUGGAAUUAGCGGGAGUUAGUAAAUCUGUUCCUAAAUUAAUAUUUGCGAUUUUUCUGUUUGCUAUUGGAUCUGUCGUUGGAAUCGGCAUUGGCAUGUUAACAUUUCAGACGGAUACGGAUUGGUCCAAGGUGAUACUGCCAAUUUUGCAAGGUCUAGCAGGUGGGACUUUGCUAUACGUCACCGUAAGUGAAGUUCUUCCGAGGGAAAGGAUUCGAUGGCACAAAAAUUCACGCAGAUUUGCAGGCAUUUUACAAUUUCUAUCGGUAGUCGUUGGAUUUGUCGUCAUCUUUCUUCUUAAUAACUAUAUAAGCGAGUGAAUUAACUCCAACAUUAAUUAAAGUAAGUAUUCCGAAAUCGAGUCACUUCGGGCAAUAUGCUAAUUACAUCGUGUAUAUUCUCAUAAAGCUGUGAUGUACAUCGAAUAUAUGUUGCACUGUAAUUUUAGAUAUAUAUUGCUAUUCAAGUAACUGACAUUUUUUGAGCAUUUGAGAAUA